CUGCAAGUGUGAUGGAGGUUGCACCAUGGCCAACUGUCCCUGCAUCCUGCGCAGUCAGUGCUCCUGGACCCUCAUGGGUGGCCAACUCAGGCUGGAUACCACUGGCACAGCCCCUGAGAUGGGAUCCAUCUACGAAUGCAACAUGCUGUGUGCUUGUCCCAGGUCCUGCCCCAACCGGGUGGUGCAACGUGGGCUCCGAACCCAGCUCCAAGUUUACAGGACAACUGCCAAAGGUUGGGGUGUGCGCACAGUGCAGGAUUUUCCCCAGGGAGCCUUCCUUUGCCAGUACUUUGGGGAGCUGAUUUCCAACACUGAGGCUGCACACCGAGAGGAAGACACUUACUACUUUGUGGUGGACAUGCAGGAUGGGCGACAGUGCUGUCUCGAUGGGCGCUAUUAUGGCAAUGUGGGCCGCUUCCUAAAUCAUUCAUGUCAACCCAACUUGGUAGCCCUACAAGUUGCUCUGGGAUAUGAGAUCCCUGGCAUUGCCUUUUUCAGCACACGAGCCAUCCAAGCUGGUGAAGAACUUGGGUAG
This is a messenger RNA of Notechis scutatus (mainland tiger snake), 535 nucleotides long. The record is from RefSeq and is a predicted model, not a curated record. NCBI's taxonomy places the organism in Eukaryota, Metazoa, Chordata, Lepidosauria, Squamata, Elapidae.